GCGACGUGUGUCCGCCAUUUCAAAAAGCAAGGUAUCAAGCCCUGCUACCCCGUCCGGGAGUUUUCUCCAAAAUCCCGCGUAAAGGAAUCCGAAAGAGGGCAGUUGAGCUUGCACUGUAUAGAAAAUCAUCCUUUCCACAUUUCUGGAUGCAUUUUACGCUCAACGGAACCGAAUUUCACCUGUAAAUUUGUAAAUAGUUAGCGAGCUACAGGAGCCCGCUCAAACUACACAAGAAACCAUCAUGGAGUUUAGCGACGUGCGUUUCGAUCAUAUAUCGGAUUAUGUCCUCAAGACAAUGAAAUUAAAGGCCGAUAAAUGGGCAAAGCUACAAGGAAACGAAGAAUACAGACAGAUUAUUUUAGACUUUUUCGAAAAGCACGACCACAAUAGUUUGGUGAUCACUUUAUCAAGCGCCGCUCAGUUGGUACCGAGUUAUGAAUUUCCAACGAAUACCAAAAACAAAUCCGUCUACUAUAUCAAGAAAGAAAAGGGACUUAACAUCGGAAAAGACAAUUUUAAGAACGCAUUAAGUUAUGGUGACCUAUCUGCGUCUCCUUUGGAGCAGUUAUCUGUGCUUGUUGAGGAGAUACUUGUGCCUCUUCUCUCAAAUCCUCGUAACCAUGAGCAAUGGCCAGCCGUGGUGUCACAAGACGUCAUGCGACAUGUCCAUCAACUCAAGAGUAAUGUCUAUGUCAUUGCUGGUCAAGUGAAAGGCAAGACAUUACUUCCUCUGCCUGUAGGUUCGGAGCAGGUCUCUGAAGCUUGUGAAGCAGAAGAAAGGGGAGAGACUUUUGAUCGCAGCCUUGUGCACUCUAUAGAGUCUGUUAUCAUUGACUGGAGUCAUCAAAUACAAACUGUACUGAAAAGAAGUUCUGCUCAGCCCUUACUAGAAGGGACAAACCCUGGACCGCUGGUUGAACUGGACUUCUGGAAAGCCAGGGCUGCCAACUUAGAAUGCAUUUUUGAGCAGCUACAUGAUCCCAAAGUCAGAAGGAUGGCAGAGCUCCUAGAGAAGACACAAAGCAGCUAUUUUCCAGCAUUUAAAAAGAUCUUUAAGGAUGUUGUUGCUGCACUUGAUGAAGCCCGUGACAUCACACUUCACCUUAAGCCUUUACGUCGCCAGCUUGAAGACAUGGAACAGUACGAUUUCUCAGAACUGCACAAGAUCCUUCCAGCCAUUUUGCAUGUCUGUGGCCUGCUCUGGGCCAACUCCAAGUUCUAUUGCUCUGCCCCUAGAAUAAUUGUGCUUCUUCAGGAACUUUGCAAUAUGAUCAUAGAAAUGGCAAGGACCUACUUAGACCCUGCUGAAAUCUUCAAGUCAGAGAUAGAGGAAGCCUAUGAGAAGGUUAGGAAGGCCAUUGAGAAUUGCAUGCUGUUCAGAGACACAUUUGAGGAGAACAGGAAGACUAUUUCCAAGUUCUUCGCAGAAGGUACUGAAGUCAAGCCAUGGGAGUUUGCCAGCGAGAUUGUGUUCACUCGCCUUGACAAGUUUGUCGAGAGACUGCGAGUAGUAGAGGAUGUGUUUGCCACUGCAAUGGAGUUUGGCAAACUAGAGAAGGUUGAGAUUGCUGGUAUCAAGGGAAAGAUGCUAAGCCAUCAGGUUGUGGAGAUCUUCGAGGAGUUCAAUGAACUCUUUGCUGUCUUCAGCAAUAGUACUUAUGAUGCACUUGAAGCUACCAACAAGGAGUUUGUUGAUGACUUUAACCAGUUCCGAGAGAGAGUGGCUGAUCUGGACAGACGGCUGGCUUCAAUAGUUUGUCAGGCAUUUGAUGACUGUGCGAGCACAGAAUCAGCACUCAAGCUGCUAGAUUGCCUGGGGUCUCUCCUGGAUAGACCGCUCAUCCAUGCAGACUUUGAACACAAGUACCCCAUCCUCCUUAGAAUGUUUGAGAAAGAGCUUGACCAAGCCAAAGUCAUAUAUGACCAGCAAAUGGAGUGCGCUCAGGCAGAGGGAGCAGCACCAAUUAACAAAAACAUGCCUAAUGUUGCAGGCUCCUUAAAAUGGUCCAGUGAGCUUAAAGAGAGAAUCACAAAGCCCAUGCAGGCUCUCAAAUUGUCUUUGAAUCAUGGAACACUCGAGACAGCAGAGGCUAUGAUCAUUUUCAACAAGUAUGAUGAGAUGAAUAAACUGCUAGAUAGCCAUGACGAGAAGAUCUACCAGAGCUGGACAGAGGGAGUUGGUAACAUCGCGCAACAGAAUCUGGACAAACCACUAAUCGUCCGUGACCCUAACACCAAACUUAUCAAAGUGAACUUCGAUCCUAAGCUGGUCUCAGUUCUUCGUGAAGUAAAGUAUUUAGAAGUGGCCAGUAACGAGACACUGGAAGCCAUCCCAGAGAGUGCUACAGCUAUCUUUGCACGCAACGAGACCUUCCACAAGUUCUGUGCUAAUUUGGACUUGACAGUGGCUUGGUACAACAAGGUCCGCGAGACUCUACUUGAUGUUGAGUUCCCACUGGUGGAAUCACAACUUGUGGCCAUUGAUACACAGCUUGAACAGGCUGAGAAGAGUUUAAACUGGAAUAGCGAUGGUGUGUGGGAAUACAUCGAAAAGACGAGAGACAUGGUGCACGAUCUAGAGAAGCGAGUCCAGGCCGCCAAGGACAACAUAGAGGCCAUGAACCAGUUGAUGACCAAGUGGUCGGAGGCGCCUCUCUUUGAGAGGAAAGAAGCUAAGAAAGAAGGUCUUCUCAACUUGGAGGAGCGUGAGACGAUAACAAACAAACGCUACGCCAUGAUAACACAGUCUGGAGAGAAGAUACACAAGCUACUAAAGAAUAACCUGGAGCUGUUCCAAGCCGAUGCUGACACUGACAUGUGGCGAGCAUAUGUGGACUCCAUCGACGACAUGGUGCUAGACGGCUUCUUCAACUGCAUCCAUUGCUCCCUCAACUAUCUAUUAGAGCACACAGACCUCAAGCACAACGCCAACGCGCUAUUUGAAGCCAAACUAGAGUUGCAUCAGCCUGACAUGGUCUUCAUACCUUCUCUUGACUUCGGAGUAACUGCUGGCUUCUACGAUCUGGUCGAAGGCAUUGUGAGUGACAUCUACAAAAUGGCUUCGCUCGUGAAAAGACUCGCAGAGCACAAUGAAUCCGAGCACUAUGAAGCUGAUGUAGAAGACAUGCUAGACUUGUCCGAGAUGCGCCAGGACUUGAUGGAUCGCGUGAAUGGAAUAAUGAAUAAAGCUAACGAGUACCGCAGCUCGUUUGACAGCUAUUCGUACUUGUGGCUGGAUGACAGGAAUGAAUUUAUGCGACAGUUCCUGCUCUACAAUCAUGUGCUCACUGCCGAAGAGAUCGAGGCGCACACAGAGGAGGGCGUUCCCGAGUCACCUCCCACUCUGGAACAGUUCAAGGACCAGAUCGACACUUACGAGAAGCUUUACACUGAGGUGGAUGAAGUGGAUGGUACCAACAUCUUUGACACAUGGUUCCGCGUGGAUGCACGUCCCUUCAAGCAAGCCCUGCUUAACAUCAUCAAGCGUUGGAGCUACAUGUUUAAGCAGCAUCUCAUCGACCACGUCACCAACAGCCUUAAUGACCUCGCUGGGUUUAUCAAGGUUGCUGAUGUUGGUCUUACUCAGACUGUAGAGGAAGGUGACUACAACGGCUUGGUGGCUGUCAUGGGUCAUCUUAUGGCAGUCAAGGACAGACAGUCUGCCACGGAUGAGAUGUUCGAGCCCCUGAAACAAACAAUUGAAUUACUCAAAACGUACGGUCAAGAGAUGCCCGAGGAAGUUCAUACCCAACUGCAGGAGCUCCCGGAGCAAUGGAACAACUCAAAGAAGAUCGCAGUAACCGUCAAGCAACAGGUUGCACCCCUCCAGGCGUCCGAGGUCGCGAUCAUCCGAAGGAAAUGUGGACAAUUCGAUAUCAAGCAACACGAGUUCCGAGAGGAUUUCCGCAAGACUGCUCCAUUCGCCUUCAACUCUGAGGAUGUGUACGAUCGUCUAGAUAAGUCUAACCGGGAGAUCUGCGCCAUGGAGGAAGAGAUGAAUGCCCUGUCCGAGUCCGCUGGUCUCUUUGAAGUCAACUUCCCCGAUUACAAACAGCUCCGUGCUUGUCGACGAGAGGUCAUUCUCCUCAAGCAACUUUGGGACAUGAUCUUUGUGGUGUUGACCAGCAUUGAGGAGUGGAAGUUUACGCCUUGGGCAGAGAUCGAUGUUGAGAACAUGGAGAUGGAGUGCAAGAGGUUUGUCAAGGAGAUCCGAUCACUUGAUAAGGAGAUGCGCGCAUGGGACGGCUUCACAGGGCUUGACUCGACCGUCAAGAACAUGGUCACCUCUCUGCGUGCUGUAGGUGAGCUGCAGAAUCCUGCCAUUCGAGAGCGCCAUUGGCAGCAACUCAUGCAGGCCACUAAGGUAAAGUUCGUCAUGGAUGAUGAUACAACACUUGCCGACCUUCUCGCCCUUAACCUGCACAACUUCGAAGAUGAGGUGCGUGGAAUCGUGGACAAGGCCACCAAGGAGCUGGGUAUGGAAAAAGUCUUGAAGGAGCUUGAUGUUACCUGGUCACAGAUGGAAUUCGAACACGAGGAACACGUGAGAACACACAUCCCUCUGCUCAAGUCAAGCGAAGAGCUUAUUGAGACGCUGGAGGAUAACCAGGUCCAACUUCAGAAUCUGAUGACGUCUAAGUACAUUGGUCACUUCCUGGAAGAGGUCACGUCAUGGCAGAAAAAGCUCUCCACCGCAGACUCCGUCAUUACCAUCUGGUUUGAGGUACAGCGCACCUGGUCUCAUUUGGAAAGCAUCUUCAUUGGCUCUGAGGAUAUCAGGAACCAACUACCCGAAGACUCCAAGCGAUUUGACGGCAUUGAUGUUGACUUUAAGGAACUUACCAACGAGGGAGCGAAGAUUCCGAACGUUGUUGAAUGCUGUAACCGCCCUGGGCUUUUCGAGAAACUGGAGAACCUGCAAGAAAGACUGUCUCUUUGUGAAAAGGCUCUUGCCGAGUACCUAGAGACUAAGCGUCUGGCAUUUCCGCGAUUCUACUUCGUUUCAUCGGCAGAUCUGCUCGACAUCCUCUCCAACGGAAACCAACCUGUUGAGGUCGCUCGCCACUUGUCCAAACUGUUUGAUAACAUGGCGAGGCUGAAGUUCAAAGAAGACGACGCCGGUAACGUUACCAAAGAUGCGGUCGGCAUGUACAGUAAGGAGGGAGAGUACGUGGAAUUUGACUCCGUCUGUGACUGCGAUGGCCAGGUUGAGAUCUGGUUAAACCGUGUGAUGGACCGCAUGCGUGCCACUGUGCGCAAGGAGCAGUCCGAAUCCGUGGUCUCGUAUGAGGAGAAGCCCAGAGAGCAAUGGCUGUUUGACUUUCCGGCCCAGGUGGCGCUAUGCGGGACUCAGAUCUGGUGGACUACCGAGGUGGGCAUUGCCUUCGGUCGCCUGGAAGAGGGUUACGAAAACGCUAUCAAGGACUACUACAAGAAACAGGUUUCACAGCUCUCAACCCUUAUCAACAUGUUGAUCGGCGAUCUCAGCAAGGGAGACCGCCAAAAAAUCAUGACCAUCUGUACCAUCGAUGUGCACGCUCGAGAUGUCGUUGCCAAACUCAUCCAGCAGAAAGUUGAUAGCGCGCAGGCGUUCUUGUGGCUUAGUCAAUUACGUCAUCGCUGGGAUGAUCAGCAGUCUCACUGCUUCGCCAACAUCUGUGAUGCGCAGUUCAAGUAUUCUUAUGAGUACUUGGGAAACACGCCUCGAUUGGUUAUCACGCCAUUGACUGACAGGUGCUACAUUACCUUGACCCAGUCUCUCCAUCUCACGAUGAGCGGUGCUCCCGCGGGGCCUGCUGGGACGGGCAAGACUGAGACCACCAAGGAUCUCGGUCGUGCACUAGGCAUUAUGGUGUAUGUGUUCAACUGCUCCGAGCAGAUGGACUACAAGUCUUGUGGUAACAUCUACAAAGGACUGUCCCAGACCGGAGCCUGGGGAUGUUUUGACGAGUUCAACCGGAUCUCGGUAGAGGUUUUAUCUGUGAUCGCUGUGCAAGUCAAGUCCAUCCAGGAUGCCAUUAGAGACAAAAAAGAGCGCUUCAUCUUCCAGGGCGAGGAUAUCUGUCUUGUACCCACUGUAGGCUUGUUUAUCACUAUGAAUCCGGGUUACGCCGGCAGAACUGAGUUGCCUGAAAACCUCAAGGCUCUUUUCCGACCAUGCGCUAUGGUGGUGCCCGACUUCGAGCUGAUUUGUGAGAUCAUGUUGGUGGCAGAAGGCUUCCUAGAAGCCCGUGGGCUCGCGCGCAAGUUUAUCACCCUGUACUCGCUUUGCAAAGAACUCCUCUCCAAGCAGGACCACUACGAUUGGGGUCUCAGGGCGAUCAAAUCCGUCCUCGUGGUGGCUGGAUCCCUCAAAAGAUCAGACCGACAGAGACCUGAAGACCAGGUGCUCAUGAGAGCGCUUCGUGACUUUAACAUUCCUAAGAUCGUAACGGAUGAUGUACCUGUGUUUAUGGGUCUUAUCGGCGAUCUCUUCCCUGCCUUGGAUGUGCCCAGAAAGAGAGAUCCUGACUUUGAGGCUCUGGUCAAGAAGUCUGUCACAGAUCUCAAACUACAGCCUGAAGACAGCUUCAUUCUAAAGAUCGUGCAGUUGGAGGAGCUCCUGGCUGUGCGCCACUCUGUGUUCGUGCUCGGACCUGCAGGUACGGGAAAGACACAGGUCAUUCGAUCACUCAACAAGACCUACAUGAACCAGAAGCGCAAGCCCAUGAUGUUCGAUCUGAAUCCGAAAGCCGUGACGGCCGACGAGCUGUUUGGGUUCAUCAACCCCGCCACUCGUGAAUGGAAAGAUGGGCUCUUCUCCACUAUUAUGAGGGACUUGUCCAACAUCGCUUCUGAUUCACCCAAGUGGAUUGUACUGGAUGGUGAUAUUGACCCUAUGUGGAUCGAGUCCCUUAACACUGUCAUGGACGACAACAAAGUCCUUACCCUCGCUAGUAAUGAGCGAGUGCCCCUAACCCCCUCCAUGAGACUUCUCUUUGAGAUUGGUCACCUUAAAACGGCCACGCCCGCUACUGUGUCCCGUGCCGGAAUCUUGUUCUUGAACUUUGCAGACGUCGGCUGGAAUCCUUACGUGUCCAGUUGGAUCGACACCCGCGAGGUUCAGUCGGAAAAAGCCAACCUGCAAAUAUUGUUUGACAAGUACGUACCGGUUUGCCUAGAUCUACUGAGGGUCAGGUUCAAGAAGAUCACGCCCAUUCCUGACAUCACCAUGGUAACGACGUUGUGUUAUCUGCUUGAGUGCCUGCUUACGCCGGCUAACACCCCACCAGACUGCAACAAGGAGUUGUAUGAGCUAUACUUUGUUUUCGCCGCUGUGUGGGCUUUUGGUGGAGCUAUGUUCCAGGAUCAGCUUGUUGACUACCGUACGGAGUUCUCUAAAUGGUGGGUGACCGAAUUCAAGACCAUCAAGUUCCCCUCUGCCGGAACAGUUUUCGACUACUACAUCGACUCCGAGACCAAGAAAUUCGUGCCCUGGACUGACAAGGUCCAGAAGUUUGAGCUUGACCCCGAGGUCCCCCUCCAAGCCGUCCUCGUCCACACCGCAGAGACCACACGUGUUCGCUUCUUUAUGGAUCUUCUGAUGGAGAAUAGACGUCCAGUCAUGCUGGUCGGUGGUGCCGGUACAGGCAAGACGGUCUUGGUCAAUGACUAUUUCCAGUCACUGGACCCAGAUGUGUCCAUGGUUGGUAACGUACCUUUUAACUACUACACGACCUCGGCCAUGUUGCAGCAGGUUCUGGAAAAGCCACUGGAGAAGAAGGCGGGGCGAAACUAUGGUCCACCAGGGAACAAAAAGCUGAUCUACUUUAUUGAUGAUAUGAACAUGCCUAUGGUUGAUACAUACGGCACUGUGCAACCUCACACUCUGAUCCGACAACAUCUGGACUACAGCCAUUGGUUCGACAGGACCAAGCUCACUCUCAAAGACAUUCGCAACACGCAGUACAUCGCGUGUAUGAACCCUACUGCGGGUAGCUUCACUAUCAACCCUCGACUUCAGCGUCAUUUCGCGGUGUUUGCUAUCAGUUUCCCCGGACUGGACGCUCUGAAGACUAUCUACCUUAGCAUCUUAAACGGUCACAUGAAGGUCCACAACUUCGCGUCCGCCGUAAGCAAGUUCACAGAGAAAGUGACAGACGCUGCGCUGGCCAUGAACCAAAAGGUCACAAGUACCUUUCUGCCGACCGCCAUCAAGUUUCACUACGUGUUCAACCUUAGAGAUCUGUCAAACAUCUUCCAGGGCAUUCUCUUCGCCACACACGAGUGUAUAAAGACUCCCGUGGACUUCGCUCGCCUUUGGAUGCAUGAGUGUAAUCGUGUGUACCGCGAUAAGCUCAUUGAUGACAAGGACAUGGAGGUCUUUGACAAGAUUCAGAUAGACAUGACCAAGAAAUUCUUUGAAGAACUUGACGAAGAAGCGAUGUAUGCCAAGCCGAACAUGUUCAGUCACUUUUCGUCUGGUAUCGGUGAGCCCAAGUACCUGGCCGUCCCUGACUGGGAAGUUCUAAGCAAGCUGUUGACGGAGGCUCUGGAAAACUACAACGAAGUCAACGCGGUCAUGAACUUGGUGCUCUUUGAGGACGCUAUGCAGCAUGUGUGUCGUAUUAACCGUAUCCUGGAGUCCCCUCGUGGCAACGCCCUAUUGGUUGGCGUGGGUGGUAGCGGGAAGCAGAGUUUGGCUCGUUUGGCGGCAUUCAUCAGUGCACUGGAAGUGUUCCAGAUCACACUGAGGAAGGGUUACGGUAUCCCAGACAUGAAGCUUGAACUUGCCAAUCUGUGCACCAAAGCCGGUCUCAAAAACAUCGGCACAGUCUUCCUGCUAACAGACGCCCAGGUCCCGGAAGAGAAUUUCCUUGUCUUGAUUAACGACCUACUAGCUUCCGGUGAGAUCCCGGGGCUCUACCCAGAUGACGAGGUGGAGAAUAUCAUUUCGGGCGUGCGCAAUGAGGUGAAGGGCGCUGGCCUGCAGGAUACGCGGGAGAACUGCUGGAUGUUCUUUAUAGAACGCGUGCGCAGGAACCUGAAGGUGGUGCUUUGCUUCUCCCCUGUGGGUGCAACCCUGCGCGUGCGCAGUCGUAAGUUCCCUGCCGUCACCAACUGCACGGCUAUCGAUUGGUUCCACGAGUGGCCACAGGAGGCGUUAGUAUCCGUCAGCAGGCGGUUUAUCGAGGACCUAGAGCAGCUUGAAGCGGAGUACAAACCGCCCGUGGCGGAAUUCAUGUCAUACGUACAUACUAGCGUGAACGAGGAAAGCCAGAUGUACCUUGCCAACGAGCGGCGCUAUAACUACACCACACCCAAGAGUUUUCUCGAACAGAUCAAUUUGUACCGUAACUUGCUGAAAAAGAAAUCUAAAGAGCUGACACAAAAGACAGAGCGUCUCGAAAACGGUCUCCUCAAACUGCAGAGCACCGCGCAACAAGUAGACGACCUGAAGGCUAAGCUAGCUUCACAGGAAGUGGAGUUAAAACAAAAGAACGAGGACGCAGAUAAACUCAUCCAAAAAGUCGGCGUAGAGACCGAGAAAGUCAGCAAGGAGAAGGCAAUUGCCGAUGACGAGGAGAAAAAAGUGCAGGUGAUUGCCAAAGAUGUGAGUGAGAAACAGAGAUCGUGCGAGGAAGAUCUAGCCAAGGCAGAGCCUGCGCUGCUGGCUGCUCAAGAAGCUUUGAACACGCUGAACAAGGGCAACUUGACUGAGUUGAAGUCUUUUGGCUCCCCUCCUGGUGCUGUAGUUAACGUUUGUUCUGCAGUCAUGGUACUCUUGGCUCCUGCAAACAAGAUCCCCAAAGACCGUAGCUGGAAGGCUGCUAAGAUCAUGAUGGGGAAGGUGGAUGCAUUCUUGGACCAACUGAUCAACUAUGACAAGGAAAACAUCCACGAGAGCAACCUGAAGGCCGUACAGCCGUACCUGGACAACCCCGAGUUCGAACCUGACUUUAUCAAGGGCAAGUCUUUAGCCGCUGGCGGUAUCUGCGCGUGGGUAAUCAACAUUGUCCAGUUUUACUACAUCUUCUGCGAUGUCGAGCCCAAGAGGAAGGCUCUCGAGGCGGCGAACGCUGAGCUGGCAGCUGCCGAAGAAAAGCUGUCAAAGAUCAAAGCAAAGAUCCAAGAGCUUGAUGAGAACUUAGCAGAACUCACCGCGAACUUCGAGAGAGCCACGUCCGAGAAGCUGAAAUGUCAACAGGAAGCUGAGUCCACUGCGAAGACCAUCGAGCUUGCGAACAGGCUUGUGGGUGGUCUAGCCUCUGAGAACGUGCGUUGGGGAGAGUCAGUAAAGAGCUUUAAGGAGCAGGAGAAGACGCUCCCCGGAGACGUGUUGUUGACCACCGCGUUCGUGUCUUAUCACGGGUGCUUCACUAGACGGUACAGGGAUAACCUCUUGAAUGACAAAUGGCUGGUCUUCCUUGCUUCGCAAAACCCGAAGAUUCCAAUUACGGAGGGACUAGACCCUCUCAGCCUUCUGACUGACAAUGCCACGAUCGCUACAUGGAACAACGAGAACCUCCCGGCCGACCGAAUGUCUACCGAGAACGCUACGAUCUUGACGAACUGUGAGCGAUGGCCGCUGAUGAUUGAUCCUCAGCUGCAAGGUGUUAAAUGGAUCAAGACGAGAGAAGGAAACGACCUACGAAUCGUCAGACUCGGCCAGAAAGGAUACUUGGACACAAUUGAACGCGCGGUGUCUAAUGGCGAGUGCGUGUUGAUUGAGAACAUGGGCGAAAAUGUGGAUCCCGUGCUUGAUGCCCUGAUUGGACGAAACACCAUCAAGAAAGGACGAGCCAUAAAGAUGGGUGACAAGGAGGUGGAGUAUCAUGCCGACUUCCGCAUGAUCCUACAUACCAAACUAGCGAACCCGCAUUACAAACCUGAGAUGCAGGCCCAGACCACUCUCAUCAACUUCACGGUCACACGAGAAGGCCUGGAGGAUCAGCUUCUAGCAGACGUCGUCAGCAAGGAGAGACCUGAUCUCGAGGAGACAAAGGCCAAGUUGACACAACAACAAAACGCCUUCACCAUCAAACUGAAAGAACUCGAGGACUCCCUUCUCGCCCGUCUAUCCGCCGCUGGCGGUAACUUCCUGGGAGACUACGCUCUUGUGGAGAAUCUCGAGAUAACUAAACGCACAGCCGCCGAGAUUGAGGUCCAAGUAACGGAGGCCAAGCAGACAGAGAUCAAGAUUAACGAUGCGCGUGAGGCCUACAGACCGGCCGCUGCCAGGGCGUCACUUCUUUAUUUCAUCUUGAAUGACCUGAACAAGAUCAACCCUAUGUAUCAGUUCUCACUCAAGGCGUUUAGUGUGGUAUUCCAGAAGGCUAUCGAGCGCGCAGAACCGGCUGAGGAAGUAAAAGCACGUGUCGUCAACCUUAUCGACUGCAUCACCUAUUCGGUGUUCAUCUACACCACACGUGGUCUGUUUGAGAAGGAUAAGAUCAUCUUCACAGCUCAAGUCGCAUUCCAGGUGCUGUUGAUGAAGAAGGAGAUCAUCCCUCACGAACUGGACUUCCUGCUACGCUUCCCCGCCGUCAUGAACGUCACGAGUCCUGUGGACUUCCUGAGUAACCUUAGCUGGGGAGGCAUCAAGGCUCUGAGUAACAUGGAAGAGUUCCGUAACCUCGAUCGCGACAUCGAGGGGUCGGCCAAGCGCUGGAAGAAGUUUGCAGAGAGCGAAUGCCCCGAGAAGGAGAAAUUCCCGCAGGAAUGGAAGAACAAGACUGCACUUCAAAAGCUAUGCAUGAUGCGCGCACUUAGACCAGACAGAAUGACUUACGCCGUCAGUAAUUUCGUGGAGGAGAAACUUGGACACAAGUACGUCGAAGACGCGCCUACACCUUUCGCCAUGUCUUUUGAGGAGAGUGGUCCCGCGACUCCCAUCUUCUUCAUUCUCUCACCUGGGGUGGAUCCCUUGAAGGACGUUGAAGCACACGGCAAAAAGAUAGGCUUCACCUUUGACGCGAAGAACUUCCACAACGUCUCACUUGGCCAGGGUCAAGAAAUUGUUGCUGAACAGUGUCUAGACUUGGCCGCUAAGGAGGGCCACUGGGUCAUCUUACAGAAUGUACAUCUUGUAAAGAACUGGCUCCCUAAGCUCGAGAAGAAACUCGAAGCUUUUAGCGAGGGAAGUAAUCCAGACUACCGUGUGUACAUUUCCGCCGAGCCCGCAGGCACACCAGAUGCCCAUAUUAUCCCGCAAGGAAUCCUGGAGACGUCAAUCAAAAUUACUAACGAACCGCCCACUGGCAUGAUGGCAAACUUGCAUAAGGCACUCAACAACUUCAACCAGGACACACUUGAAAUGUGUGCUCGUGAGAAUGAGUUCAAGAGCAUUCUUUUCUCGCUGUGCUACUUCCACGCCGUAGUGGCGGAAAGACGAAAGUUUGGUCCGCAAGGAUGGAAUCGCUCUUACCCGUUCAACACCGGCGACUUGACCAUCAGCGUGGAUGUGUUGUAUAACUACUUGGAGGCCAACGCCAAGGUGCCGUGGACAGACCUGCGUUACCUGUUUGGCGAGAUCAUGUACGGAGGUCACAUUACGGAUGAUUGGGACAGACGUCUCUGUAAGACCUACCUGGAGGAGUACAUGAAACCUGAAAUGCUUGAAGGUGAACUGAAUCUCGCUCCCGGCUUCCCGUUACCCCCCAACUCGGACUUCAAGGGCUAUCACCUGUACAUAGACGAGACACUACCGCCAGAAAGUCCCUACUUGUACGGCCUGCAUCCCAACGCCGAGAUCGGCUUCCUCACCACCACCUCGGACAACCUGUUCCGUACCCUGCUAGAGAUGCAGCCGCGAGAUGCCGGCGGCGGGGAGGGAGCCUCGCAGACACGAGAGGAAAAGGUGAAGCAAGUGUUGGAUGACAUCUUCGAGAAGCUUCCAGAAGAGUUUAACGUGCCUGAGAUGAUGGCGCGUGUCGAAGACCGCACCCCAUACACCGUGGUCGCGUUCCAGGAGUGUGAGCGAAUGAAUAUGCUCACCAACGAGAUGAAGACGUCGCUCAAACAGCUUGACCUCGGUUUAAAGGGUGAGCUGACCAUCACGUCUGAAAUGGAAGACUUGUCCAAUGCUCUUUUCCUGGAUGACGUCCCUGAGUCAUGGACACGCCGCGCCUACCCGUCCAUGUUCGGCUUAGCCGCGUGGUUCGUCGAUCUUCUGUUGCGUAUCAAGGAACUGGAACAGUGGACAUCCGACUUCUGCCUACCUAACGUGGUCUGGCUUUCAGGAUUCUUCAAUCCUCAGUCUUUCUUGACCGCCAUCGAACAAUCCAUGGCGCGUAAGAACGAGUGGCCUCUGGACAAGAUGGCCCUCCAAGUGGACGUCACCAAGAAGAACAAGGAGGACUUUAACAGUCCACCGCGUGAGGGGGCCUACGUUCAUGGGCUGUUCAUGGAGGGAGCGCGCUGGGAUACUCAGACAGGCAUGAUCGCGGACUCCAAGCUCAAGGAUCUCACCCCUGCAAUGCCCGUCAUGUUCAUCAGAGCUAUUCCAGUCGACAAACAGGACACUAAGAACGUCUACGAGUGCCCCGUCUACAAGACCCGACAGCGUGGCCCCACUUACGUAUGGAACUUCUUCCUUAAGACAAGAGAGAAUCCUUCCAAGUGGACACUAGCCGGCGUUGCGUUGCUUCUAAGCUCGUAAAUCCCAUUCAUCACCUCGGCCUGUACGGUUUUAUAGUAUUUAUUUUAUUUAUACGGCGAGGUCUUUUGGUGGAGUCACCAUGAAUUCUUGUGUGAACGUGUUACCUAUUUUAAGGAGUGGAUUCUAGAACAGUAUUCAAAUGCUAUCAGAGGAAGAUCAUUUUUAUUCAACGUACAUGUCUACCAGACAAUAGUAACAUUACAUACUCAACAAUGAGAAGCUCAGAUUACUUCUCCGACUACUUUUUGUUGAUUCAAAUUGUUUGACUUACAUAGUUCUAUUGUUUUUUUUGACCGUGUUUUGUAGUUAUUUUUUUAUAGAUUUUCCCUCAUAGCAAAAAAAAAAAAAUAACGAAAAAGACUUUGGUGAAAGAAAAGAUUUAGCAACAAUUUGCAAUAAAAUUGAAAUAAUAAUU
Molecule: messenger RNA, 14054 nt
Organism: Nematostella vectensis (starlet sea anemone)
Lineage: Eukaryota; Metazoa; Cnidaria; Anthozoa; Actiniaria; Edwardsiidae
Product: dynein beta chain, ciliary
Exons: 57
Coding region: 242-13639 (4465 amino acids)
Biological process (GO): microtubule-based movement
Cellular component (GO): dynein complex
Molecular function (GO): dynein intermediate chain binding; ATP hydrolysis activity; ATP binding
Source: RefSeq, a predicted model, not a curated record